Messenger RNA from Lolium rigidum, 698 nucleotides. RefSeq lists its product as uncharacterized. Bases 71 to 694 code for a protein of 207 amino acids. The record is from RefSeq and is a predicted model, not a curated record. The transcript is spliced from 4 exons. Lineage: Eukaryota; Viridiplantae; Streptophyta; Magnoliopsida; Poales; Poaceae.
UUCAAACUCUGUACCAGUGUACCCAUCUUCUGAAUGAAUUUCUGAUUGCUCCCCACCAUUCCUUCCGGUGAUGGAGAAGGAUCGCAGGAGAACCAACUCCAGGGCGCCGGCCAUGAAGGCGUCCACCAACGCGGCUACCCCAGCUGCCAACAGGAACAGAAGCCAGGCAAGGAGGGAUAGGAAAAUAACGCUGCAGCAAGACGUGGAGAAGCUGAGGAAGAAGCUGCGGCAGGAGGAGAACGUCCACCGAGCCCUGGAGCGGGCGUUCACCAGGCCACUGGGCGCGCUCCCUCGCCUUCCUCCUUACCUGCCCUGUCAGCUAUUGGAGCUUCUGGCGGAGGUGGCUGUGUUGGAGGAGGAGGUUGUCCGGCUCGAAGAGCAGGUGGUGAGUUUCCAGCAAGGCCUCUACCAGGAGGCCAUCAUCGCUUACCUCUCCGGUGGGGGUGAACGGUGCUCGCCGGUGCAGCUCUGGCCGUCACCCCAAGUGCAGAAUUCAGAGGUUUACCCGGCGGCGCGUCAAUGUUCCGAUCAAGAUGCUAAUUGGUCAUCUCUGAAGCGAGUCGACAAUGCGAAGCACACCCCGAUCGGAAAGCCUCUCUGUUCGCCGAGCCAAGGUGAUAGUCCUGGGAAGGAGAACCUGUUGUGCUCCACUAAUUCAUGCAGAGAUUUCAGAUGGCCGCCGACACUGUACUAAUAAU